AUGAUCGGCCUGGUAGAAAUUCACGACCUCUCAGGCCUUCUGGUCGGACUUCUUCUCUCAGCACUUGUGUACGCGGUCGUUAAGGUUCUCUUAAGUCUUCAGGAGCACAUACGUCUUGGAAGCAAGUUCCCCUGCCCUCCCUACCACUGGCUCUACGGCAACCAUCACUUGACUGACGGCACGUUUGGUGAGAAGUACCUGUCCAUGACACGGGACGUUGUGGAGAAGCACGCGCGGGCGCACACUUACUGGGCAGGAUUGUUCAAUGUUGUUGUGGUAACUCAUCCAGAAACCAUCAGGCAGCUUCUGAGGUCCCAGAGUGAAAAGGGAAGUGUGUACGGCUCUCUACGACCGUGGCUAGGUAACGGCUUGUUCCUGAGUGACGGAGACCAGUGGAGGGUUCACCGCCGACUCCUCACGCCUGCCUUUCACUUCGAUAUCCUCAAACAGUACGUCAGUGUCUACAACAAGGAAGCCACGGAAAUGAUAAGCAAGCUAUCAGAGACUGCUAAAAUCCGUCAUGCUUUUGAGAUGUUCCAAGAGGCCAGCAUGUGUACCCUGGAAAUCAUCCUACAGUGUGCUUUUUCAGGGGGACAGAUGUCAGAUGAGACCAAGAAUGAGUACGUCGCAGCGAUUCGGAAGCUUAAACUCCUGUUUGUCGAGAUGCAGUUCAACCCGAUAUAUUGGCUAUCGGUUUCCGCGUACAACCGGCUUCCCAGUGGGCGAGAAUACAUUCGCUUGUGUAAAUCCAUCCAGGACAAAGCAGGAUCCAUCAUUACGAAGAGGAGACAGCAACAAAACCGGAACGGACGUCCAGGCCAGAACACCAGGCUGGACUUCAUCGACAUCCUGCUGUCCGCACGGCACGAGGACGGGACGGGGCUGACGGAUCUGGAGAUCAGGGAAGAGGUGGACACCUUCUUGUUUGCUGGGCAUGAGACGACAGCAAGUGCCCUUUCCUGGACCCUGUACUCCCUUGCCCAACAUCCCCAUCAUCAGGACAAGGUGCGGGAAGAGGUGAAUCAUCUGCUGUCCGGGAGGGAGGAUGACACGAUUCAAUGGGCAGACCUACACAAACUCCCCUACCUGACCAUGUGUCUGAAAGAAGCCAUGCGGCUACACACUCCUGUUCCUAUGAUCACGCGCGCCACGCUGGAGGACACUGUGAUUGACGGUGUGACUGUGCCAAAGGGGUUUGACAUAGGCAUACACCUGUACGGACUGCACCAUAACCCGGCUGUCUGGGGACCCGAUCAUAUGGAGUUUGAUCCGAGUCGUUUCCGCCCUGAGCGCAUGAAAGACAGAGACUCUCACGCCUUCUUGCCGUUUUCUGCAGGACAGAGGAACUGCAUCGGUCAGAACUUUGCGAUGAAUGAAGCGAAGGUGCUGCUUGCAAGGCUGAUACACAAAUUUGUCUUUGAAGUCGACCCGACACGCCCUGCGCAGAAAGAGAUGUUGAUCGUCAUGUGUGCCAAGGGCGGGAUGUGGAUGGAAGUUACGCCAGCCUGA
This is a messenger RNA of Branchiostoma floridae (Florida lancelet), 1509 nucleotides long. Its product is annotated as cytochrome P450 4F6-like. NCBI's taxonomy places the organism in Eukaryota, Metazoa, Chordata, Leptocardii, Amphioxiformes, Branchiostomatidae. Gene Ontology annotation, molecular function: iron ion binding; heme binding; oxidoreductase activity, acting on paired donors, with incorporation or reduction of molecular oxygen. The coding region runs from base 1 to 1509 and encodes 502 amino acids. The transcript has 13 exons. The record is from RefSeq and is a predicted model, not a curated record.